GCCAUUUAUGUGGUGGGCAACAGCUGUACGUGAAACAUCUACCUUCGUACAUCAGUGUCCAGCGCCAGACACCUGAUUCACCUGUCAGUUCCAGUGACCUUCACAAUGUUCUGGCUGGCCCUUUGGGUCUGAGUAAUAAGAAGUCAAUCCUCCAGUCCAAGUCUGUACUGAAGAGACCCAAAGCCAAUGUUCUGUUUACAGUGGUCACUCACAAAGACCAAGUUUUGCCCAUUGACAGUGUGGCCAGUUUUCCGGUUGAGUGGGAUGUUCCAUAUGUGGAUAUUGAGAACCUAAUGAACAAUGUACAGAGUAAAUUUUUGGACAAGGAGCCUGUCAUGCUUGACUUGAUGUCCAGCAACCAGUUCUUUGACAUCAAAACCAGCUCAGCAUUAUUCCAGUCACUUCCAUCAUCGUUUGAUCAUGCACUGGAGCGAUUGUUACAUCCAGACUCUAUCUUGAACCGUCUGUCAGCUUCUCAAGGCAGCUCCUUGAAUUCAAGCGUAUCGGCAGACAGGGGGUUGUUGGCCGAGAUGCAGAUGGUUGACGAUACCAUUAGAACUUUUAAAAAGAAUGCAGGUAGCUUGAAUACCAAGACUCCUGACCUUUUGUCCUUCACCUUGACUGGAUUGCGCGAUGUGGGCCAGGAACAUGGUGUCAACUCACAGCAGGCUAAGGAUGCUCAGAGGAUCAUCACCGAACACCUCAACCAGAUCACAGAAGAGCUCAAGAAACUUUACAAAGGAAACGUCAUGGUUGAGGUCCUGGUUGCUCCCUACGUGGACCAGGCUAAGGCUCGCAAGACCAGGAGCCUGAUGGAAGUUAGUGCCACCAGCGCUAAUGUAUCGGCCUCAGCCCUGAACCUGGAAAUUGACUAUUACCCAGACUUCCCUGCCAUCUUCAACAUCGUUCUGUGGUUGAUGAUCAUUCUGCUCAUCACCAUUUUCUUUGUCGCCUACGGCAUCUGGAACUUGAACCCCAACCUGGACUCCAUCUUGUACAGAGUACCUCAAGAUGAUCUCAAGAAACUCAACUAA
This is a messenger RNA of Candidula unifasciata, 1034 nucleotides long. The record is from the annotation of a GenBank genome assembly. Lineage: Eukaryota; Metazoa; Mollusca; Gastropoda; Stylommatophora; Geomitridae.